Paramormyrops kingsleyae is the source of this 2160-nucleotide messenger RNA. Its product is annotated as P2Y purinoceptor 11-like. Lineage: Eukaryota; Metazoa; Chordata; Actinopteri; Osteoglossiformes; Mormyridae. The record is from RefSeq and is a predicted model, not a curated record. Gene Ontology annotation, cellular component: plasma membrane. Gene Ontology annotation, biological process: calcium-mediated signaling; G protein-coupled receptor signaling pathway. Gene Ontology annotation, molecular function: G protein-coupled ATP receptor activity; neurotransmitter receptor activity.
AAGCUAUGCUGCUUUACAUCCUGUCUCACACAGUAUAUGUACAGAGCUCAGAACAGACCUGAAUAAUCCUCCAAACAUCCUCAACAUUUUCCACUCCCCAAUCAGAAUUCUGAGAGUGUAAUUUUUAAGAUGAAAAAAACAGAUUUCUCUGAUGGAGGAUUCCAGAUCAAAUUCUUGCCCCCUGUUUUUGGACUGGAGUUCUGCACUGGCUUGCUUGGGAAUGCUUUUGCCCUGUGGAUGAUGGUGACGCGAGAGCGUCGGGACUGGCACUCAGGCGUGGUCUUCUCCUGCAACCUGGCCAUCAGUGACCUGCUCUACAUCUUCACACUGCCCAUGCUGCUUAUCUACUACAUGACGAACAAGGACUGGACUUUUGGCACAGCUGCCUGUAAGACUGAGCGCUUUCUCUUCAUCUGUAACCUGUACGGAAGCAUCUUCUUCAUCACCUGCAUCAGCCUCAACCGUUACCUGGCCAUCGUUCACCCCUUUUUUGCCCACCGCCACGUGCGACCCCACCACGCCAAAGUCACCAACCUGCUGGCGUGGGUAGUGGUGGCACUCAUGUCCUCUCCUGUCCUCCGCUUUGCUCACACAUGCAAAAAGUUCAACACCACAGAAUGUGUCUCCUACUGCCUUGUGGAGGACCAGAGAGCUCAUUUCACAUACAGCAUCUUCCUGGCCGUAUUUGGAGGAUUGCUGCCCUUUGUAGUCACCCUGGUGUCUUAUGGCGCCAUCAUGUGGGUGGUGUGGAGAAAUCAGAAUAUUACAGCGCUCGAGAAGAGGAAGGUGGCGUUAUUGGUGGUCUCGGUGCUGCUCCUCUAUGCCGUGUCUGUAAUACCCUACCACAUCUUCCGCAACUGGCACCUCCACCAGAGGAUGCACGAUAUAAACGUGACCAAAGUUUGGGUCUAUAAGGCUUACCAAGUGACCAAGGGGCUGGUGACCCUCAGCAUGUGCAUUCACCCCAUCCUUUACAUGGCCGUGUUCGACAGCAUCCGCACUGCCUGCUGUGGGAGCACUGAAGUGAGUCAGGUCAACCAGAAUGAGACUGAGAAUGAGAUGGGAGUGGUUGCUGAUCAAGGCAAAUGACAGAAUUACACAUGGUAGUCAAGUUUGAGAAAAGCUGUAUAAUCUGAUAAUGCUUUGCAGUCCAUUUAUCUCUGUAACUGUCUCAGUUGAUAAAUAAAAAUAUCAGCAUGGUGACACCAAGCUGAAAAUCAGCAGCAGUGUCUGCCUCUGAGAACAAACUGGUUGGUAGCAUGCAAACUUUUACACUAUAGAUAUCACCAAAAUAAUAAAUAGAAUAAAGUCUUCGUAAGGAAAAAUCUCCACAAAGUUAAAUAAUCUUCCACUAAUCUCUAAACUCUGACACUGACAUAUUAACCACUUUCGAUAAGCAUUGACAAUCUCCGCUUGAAAUCAAAAGGCCAUCAUCAUGUCUUCUACAGCUGUGUUCUGUAGCUCCUGUGGCAUAUACGUCGUGGACUGUCCUUCUGACACUCCCGAUAGUAUGGUGCGCCAGAGGUGUUUAGUUAUUGUAGAGUUGGAGGACAGGAUUCGCGCAUUGGAGGAGCGCAUUAGUACGUUAGUGGAGAUUAAACAUAUUGAGGGAUUUAUAGGUACAGCUCAAUCAGAGCACAGAGCCAGAUUACAUCUGGCAGUUGUUCCUCCUACCUUGACUGUCUCCAGUCCGGCACCAGCAGCCAGCACACACCAGCCCUGGGUCACAGUCAGAUGUCGUCGUAGGAGCUCUAAGCCAAGAGCUCCUGCAUGCCAGUCGGAUAGUUUUCCAUCGGGCUUCCGACCGGGACACAGCGCUAAAACUGCCUUGACUGAAGUUAUAAAUGAUGUAAUAAUGGCAAUUGAUGCUGAUAGUGUGACUGUGGAUUCUUUUAGAAGCUUAGUGGGGAUUGGCUCCAGUGGACAAGUGGUUGGUUUGAUCUUAGCUAUAAGUUUUGUUUUUAACUGUUGAUGUAACACACCGUAACUAUGGCUACUGGUGCUGCUGUACAUGCCACUUUAUACCCACUAUGCUUGUCCAUUAAUGUGUCAAUGCAUGUUCCUGCCAUCCAUGCUCUCUGCCUUCCCACAUGGCCAGGUGGGCACCAUCUGAACUAGAGUCCUGGUUUAGUCCCAUGGAGGGGUGACAUGGCAAAUGGG